Paramisgurnus dabryanus is the source of this 2704-nucleotide messenger RNA. RefSeq names its product ribonucleotide reductase M1 polypeptide (gene rrm1). Gene Ontology annotation, cellular component: ribonucleoside-diphosphate reductase complex. Gene Ontology annotation, biological process: deoxyribonucleotide biosynthetic process. Lineage: Eukaryota; Metazoa; Chordata; Actinopteri; Cypriniformes; Cobitidae. Gene Ontology annotation, molecular function: ATP binding; ribonucleoside-diphosphate reductase activity, thioredoxin disulfide as acceptor. The record is from RefSeq and is a predicted model, not a curated record.
AUCGUUCUUGGCGGGUUCCAGUCGCGCGCUUAAUGUUUGUUCACAACAACUGCCUGGCAUAGCAGCAGCUGAGGGACGGAGCAGAGGAGCAGCACUUUAUCCCAACAUUAAAACACUUCUUUAUUUUUUCGAUUGUACGCUUGGGCUGAACUGUCAACUAGAAGACUUCAACCAUGCAUGUGAUCAAACGAGAUGGGCGCCAGGAGCGUGUCAUGUUUGAUAAAAUUACUUCACGAAUCCAGAAACUUUGCUAUGGACUCAACUCUGACUUUGUUGAUCCCACACACAUCACUAUGAAGGUGAUUCAGGGCCUUUACAGCGGUGUCACUACAGUCGAGCUUGACACCCUGGCUGCUGAGAUCGCCGCUACCCUCACCACCAAACAUCCGGAUUAUGCCAUCCUGGCUGCUCGCAUCGCCGUCUCCAACCUGCACAAAGAAACUAAGAAAGUCUACAGCGAGGUUAUGGAGGACUUGUAUAACUAUGUGAACCCCUUAAACAACCGCCACUCACCUAUGAUUUCCAAGGAAACCCUUGACAUUGUCUUGGCCAACAAGGAUCGCCUCAAUUCAGCUAUAAUUUUCGACCGGGAUUUUUCCUACAACUUCUUCGGCUUUAAGACAUUGGAGCGCUCAUACCUGCUGAAGAUCAAUGGAAAGGUUGCUGAGAGACCUCAGCACAUGUUGAUGAGAGUUUCUGUGGGGAUUCAUAAAGAGGACAUUGCGGCAGCCAUCGAAACCUACAACCUGCUGUCUGAGAAAUGGUUCACUCAUGCCUCUCCUACACUCUUCAACGCUGGCACCAACCGACCACAGCUCUCCAGUUGCUUCCUGCUUGCUAUGAAAGAUGACAGUAUUGAUGGGAUCUAUGACACGUUAAAGCAGUGUGCCCUCAUCUCCAAAUCUGCUGGAGGUAUUGGGGUGGCAGUAAGCUGCAUAAGAGCCACAGGCAGCUACAUUGCCGGGACGAAUGGUAACUCAAAUGGCCUGGUUCCUAUGCUCCGUGUUUACAACAACACAGCACGCUAUGUGGAUCAAGGAGGCAAUAAGAGACCAGGAGCUUUUGCCAUGUACCUGGAGCCGUGGCACUUUGAUGUUUUUGACUUCUUGGAGCUCAAGAAGAACACUGGGAAAGAAGAACAGCGAGCUAGAGAUCUCUUUUAUGCCCUUUGGAUACCCGAUCUGUUCAUGAAGCGAGUGGAGACCAAUGGAGACUGGUCUCUGAUGUGUCCCAGUGACUGUCCCGGGCUGGAUGAGUGCUGGGGUGAAGAGUUUGAGAAGCUAUACACAAGGUAUGAGCAAGAGGGCAAAGCUAAGCGUGUGAUAAAAGCUCAGCAGCUGUGGUACGCUAUCAUCGAGUCUCAGACCGAGACCGGUACACCUUACAUGCUUUACAAGGACGCCUGCAACCGCAAGAGCAACCAGCAGAACCUGGGCACCAUUAAGUGCAGUAACCUGUGCACAGAAAUUGUGGAGUACACCAGUAAAGAUGAGGUGGCUGUUUGCAACCUGGCAUCCAUUGCUCUUAACAUGUACGUCACCUCAGAGCGAACCUUCGAUUUCCAGAAGUUAGCCUCCGUUACCAAAGUCAUUGUGAAGAACCUGAAUAAAAUCAUCGACAUCAACUACUACCCAGUGCAAGAGGCUGAAAACUCAAACAAGCGCCACAGGCCCAUCGGUAUUGGUGUGCAGGGUCUGGCUGAUGCUUUCAUCCUUAUGCGUUUCCCCUUUGAGAGCCAAGAGGCUCAGCUGCUCAACACACAGAUCUUUGAGACCAUCUACUACGCCGCUCUGGAGUCCAGCUGUGAGCUGGCUGAAGAAUUGGGCCCGUAUGAGACGUACCCUGGGUGUCCUGUUAGCAAAGGUAUUCUUCAGUAUGAUAUGUGGGGUGUGACGCCUACAGACCUGUGGGACUGGAAGGCACUCAAAGAGAAAAUCGCUAAACAUGGAGUUCGCAACAGCCUGCUUCUGGCUCCAAUGCCCACUGCCUCCACAGCUCAGAUCCUGGGCAACAAUGAGUCAAUCGAGCCCUACACUAGCAACAUUUAUACUCGUCGAGUUCUGUCUGGCGAGUUUCAGAUUGUUAACCCACAUCUUCUCAAAGAUCUCACAGAACGAGGCCUUUGGGAUGAAGAAAUGAAAAACCAGCUUAUCGCUCAAAACGGAUCCAUCCAGGAUAUUCCCACAAUACCAGAUGACCUAAAGCAGCUGUACAAGACUGUAUGGGAGAUCUCACAAAAGACUAUCUUAAAGAUGGCUGCAGACCGAGGUGCUUUUAUUGAUCAAAGCCAGUCCCUCAAUAUCCACAUUGCUGAACCCAACUACGGCAAGCUGACCAGCAUGCACUUUUUUGGCUGGAAACAGGGUCUUAAAACUGGAAUGUAUUACCUGAGGACUAAGCCUGCUGCCAACCCCAUCCAGUUCACUCUGAACAAAGAGAAAUUAAAAGACACGCCAAAAAACACAACCGAAGAUGAGGAAACAAAAGAACGCAACAAGGCUGCUAUGGUGUGUUCCCUUGAGAACCGUGAUGAGUGUCUGAUGUGUGGCUCUUAAUCCAGCUUUUUUGUACUGAUUUGUAUUGGGUUGAUAAUAUUUUGCAUCUUGUACAGGAUUGUGCUUUUUUAACUGGCAUUGAUAUAAUAAAAUAAUAAUAUUCAUAAAUGAAUUCCAUGAGACCUCUGAAUAAACACCUUUUGAAAAGA